AUGACAAUAUACAUACUACGUUACAGCAACUCGUGUUGGCUCGUCGUCGUUCUCUUGUUGCUCUCUCUGCGCUUUCCCGUUGCGAUUGCCGUCAAGAGCUGCAUGGGAUCUGGAAUCACUACAAAAGAAGCCUGUGAUGCCGUUUGCUACGGUGGCUACCUAUUCAUCUACGCACCAGAGAGUUGGCACAACAAACUGGAUGUGGUAUGCUCUUGCAGUCGGAGUGGUAAAUACUGCGAGGAUUCCGAUUACCCCCUUCCAGGAACCGGGUCGAACAGUGGAAAUCAAGAUGGUGCGGGUGCUGGGAUGGUCGUGAUGGUGGUGGUGGUCGUGGUGGUCGUGGUGGUCGUGGUGGUCGUGGUGGUGUUUGCCAUUGGCACUGGAAUUGCCCUGUUCAUGCACCAAGCGCAAAAGAGAAGACGUGAACAGCAACUACAGCAGAAGCAAUCUCCCCCGGCUGAAGUUGUUCCUGUCGUGGCAUCAGAGUUGCCACGUCCUCUUGGGGACAAUAAGGUUGAUGCUGCACAUUCGGUGGUCCCAAAAGCCCAGAUAACAUCAACGACGACAACACCUAAAGACGAUGAAGUCUUUCAAUGCUAG
Messenger RNA from Seminavis robusta, 600 nucleotides. The record is from the annotation of a GenBank genome assembly. NCBI's taxonomy places the organism in Eukaryota, Bacillariophyta, Bacillariophyceae, Naviculales, Naviculaceae.